UACAGAUGCUGAACAGGACGAGCAGUGGUGCGUGUGCCAUACAUGAUUACGCUUAAAUCUGCACUUCUGUUCAAUGAUGCGUUCGCGCGCUUGAUCUCUCCCUGGAUAUUCGCGCCUGCGGGAAACGGGCGGCUGGAUGCUCCAGGAAAAAAAACAAAACCCGCUGGAGCCUGUGAGGAGAAGAUGAGGUGUGCUGUCAUGGAUUUCUGAGAAGGCUUCGAGGAGCGGACAUGGACGAAAAUAAAUUGCUCUAAGCUACAAAGCAUCGAGCAGGCCCCAAAGCGUCCGGUGCGCCUCUCCGGUGCGUCUUUCUUACGUUUGGAUUUAAAACGUCCCCCUCUUUCUUCGCGUCCCAGACCCUCCACACAGCCUUCAAGACGGACGGAGUGGUGGAGCACCGAGGCAAAAACCGGGCCAACAUGCGGGAGAGGGACUUCAUGCCCAACAUGGAGCGGGGCAAGCCGGCCACGUACACGGGGGACAAGAAAGCCAAGAUGGCCGCGAAGACUAACAAAAAGUGGGUCCGGCUGGCCACCGUGUUCGCCUACGUGCUCUCCGUGUCCCUGGCGGCGAUCAUCCUGGCCAUUUAUUACAGCCUAAUAUGGAAACCAACAAGCCAUGGAUCCGGAAUGUUAGACGGGUCCACGGGAAACAACAACGCAUUCAUGAACGUCUCGACCAGCGUUAACAGCACGAGCGCCAAUUUCACGCAAGCGGACAACGGCACGAGCGCAAAUGGUACGCAAAUAGACCUGGGCUUUAAUGCGACCGGCGCCGGAAACGAGAGCGCGGCCGCAGAGAUUGCGGGAACAGCGCGCUCCUACUCAGCCGCCAUUGCAUACACGCCUGCCAGCGAUCAGAUGAAAUCAAACGCGUUUGGACUGUACGGAUAUGGUCAAAACUCGGGCAGCGGUACGAGUCCAAGUGACGCAAAACGCGAAAAGCGCGAGACGCUACCGGAGAAUUCUGCGCGCUCUCGAACCGAGCCCAAUGAACCGGAAAACAGAGGGCAAGAAUGACCUAAACUGGUUAAAGCUUACACUUACAAACCGCACGCUUCCGUAUAAGUGGUGUGCAAAAAGCAGUGCAGUUUCAGCAUACUAUUUAGUGCGGUAAUGUGCGGUUUAGGACGUAGCCUAACUCAGUUUGGUGCAUAGCGGCGCGCGCGCGCGGCUGCAGCUGACAGCUGAAGGAUUCAUGGAAAGAUGGGAAGUAUUCUGCGCUUGGUGCAUGGACGCCAACUUGAUUAUGCUAACACACAGCAAAGACUUGGUUAUAUUUUUAAAACCUUUCCGUGUAACAUAAACCGUCCAAAGUGUAAUCUUUCAUUUUAGGGCACAUGGCACCUGUUUGAUGGACACUAAAUUCAAGACUGAUUGGCAUAACAUCCAGCUUCCCAACUCACCUUUCUGUGCUUGCAUAGUUUCCAAAUGGUUUAGCCUGCCAGACGCAUUUAUUUGAACUGCAGCACGAAAAUAAUUAACAGCAUCCCCAUUUCUUUAGAAUACUGAUACUUUUUUUUGGACCAGCUAUUAAAAUAUUGUAAGAGGAAAAUAUUUUACAUUGCAUUACACUGGAACAGUGUCCAUAUAGCCUCCCAAUUAACCAGGAUUCCUAAAUCAGAGGAACCUGUGUCGAGUUCCGCUCAGGUAUGUGCAAAUAUUAAUGUAAAUGUAUUGUGUAUUUGGUACAUACAUAUAUAUAAAUGUACAUAGGUCACAUGUAGGCUAUUUGGUAAAUGUAUAUAGUGCACACGCUCAGGCCUUGAUCAAACUUUCGGCUACUUUUUACAAAAAUCAUGUAUACUAGACACACACAUAUAUAUAUAUAUACACCAUCCCAAAGGCAAAUAAAGGCCCUUAUAAAAACAUGCAUGGCUUCCAUAUUUUUGUAGAAAUAUUUUGUAAAAAUGACUAUUUUUUCUUGUAUUUUUGUAGAAAUAUUGUGUAAAAACAACUAGCUAUUGAUGGUCCAUAAUAAUGAUCUUAUUCUGAUGCUUACAGUCCAGGGUUCUUUGAAUAGUUAAGGGUUUUAAAAAGGUUCUACUUGAAGCUCUUCAUUUAGGACAACAUUCUGUUAUAGGGUUCAUAGAACCUACUUAAAAAACUGAAGAACCACUGGCUGUGAAUUUAACCUAGAGUUUAUUAUAUUGGCUAAAGUGUUUACAUUUUGUCCGCUAGUUGGGGUUAUGUGUAACCAAAAGUGUUUAACUUCAUCUUGAACUUCAUACUACCGUAUUAAAUAGUACAUCGGAAUAGUACUCCACCAUAGGUUACUAUAGUUACCAUAGAUUUUGAUAUACUAUUUAGUAUGCUAGUAGCGUAUCAGAAGCUCUGGAUUAUUGAAACACUUGAUGGAGGGAAGCAGGGUAGUAAGCAGACAAGCAAAGGCAAAAACACUUCUGUUAUGUAACUUACAAUGUUAUAAAAUCACAGUUUCUGGACGCCUACACUUAAGGUAACAAACUUUGAACCUAAAUGAUUUCCCUUAAAUCACAAUAAAAUGAAAGGGAUGCAGGUCUACUCAACAAGAAAAAUACAGGAUAUUUGUUUUAAAGCAUUCUCUGUAAAUAAUGACAGGUGCAAUAAUUGUUUAAUCAACACAAAACAGAUAUGAUUUAUACAGUACAUUAGUGUGUGUGUGUGUGUGUGUGUGUGUGAGAGAGAGAGAGAGAGAGAGAGAGAGAGAGUGCGGUAAUGGACCAUAGUGUUUAUGGGCCUCUAUCAGGAGACAACACUGAGAGCUCGUUCAUCUUCUGAGUCAUUUCUAGCCAUCUAGGAUGUGAUCAAAAUAAUCACAAUUUCACACACACACACACACACACACACACACACACACACACACACACACACACUGCUUAAUGCAAGCCUGCAUUGUAUAUAGUAGCUACACUGACAGCUGUUCUUGUAAACAAGGUGUCCCAGUAGGCUUCUUUGAUUCAGCCUGCCUUUUAGCAAAGAAAAAAGUGAUUAAGUGGUAGCAUAGGAGCAAAUCAAUGGUAAGCACUGAGGGGCAUCAGCUGUAUCAAAUCCAUUGUCUAAUUUCCUUGUGGCUUGAUCUCUUUAGCUUGAAUGUGUUGUGUUUUAAGCUAUUAAAACGAUGGCGAAGGACUGAUACUGCUGUUACAAUACAAUGAUACAAUGCGAUCAAACCUCUUAAUGAGAUUAAACCCAGGUUGUUUCCAGUGUAUUGGCCCUGAUGUCUUCAUUUUCGACAGAAAAGGCAGAUGGAUGUACAGAAGUCCCAGAGGACAUUGUCGUCACUAAUGAAGAAAUGCAGUCUGACAGCGUCUUUCGCUCUCAUUACCCCUCCACUCCCAUCAAGCCUAAUGAUCUGCGAUUGUCUCAGCUAGGCCUGUAUUGUAAAUGGAGUUCAGAGAAGAAUUGCAUCUAUAAGUGUUAGAAGCAUUAGCAACUGUAUAAACCACAGCUCAUAAAGUAAAAGCAUCUUCUGAAAGGGAAAUACGAAUGUGGUUUAUGGAGUUACAUAAUGGCUAGGGUUUAGAGAGGCACCAGAGCUCCAUUACUGAUCCGAAUGAGACAUAGAGAGGACUGGGACGAGUGGUGAUGGCUCAAUCACAGAGAGACACACACAUACAUGCAUACACACAACCUUGUGUUCUCACACCUGCUGAUCUCAACUAACACCACAAACGACAGCUUGAGACAUCCCCUCGAGCACUGGAGUAGGCCUGAGCUCGGUGUGUUUAUGUGCAUGCUUGAGUUUAUGAUAUGAGCAUAGGACCCAGGUGCAGUUGAUAUAAUGCAAUGUGCGUCAAGAGACUUCGGAGCCAUUUUACAAUAAACAGCAAGCUGCGCCUCCACGACACAUUUAAAGUGCAGGGAGCAAUGUUGAAGAAAUGACCCAGCAAAUUUUUAAGCUUCAUUACUCACAUAAUCAGAUUUGUGAAGUGAUUUUUUUUUUUUUUUCUGGAGCUACUGGAGGAAUGAAGCUGUAAGUGUAAGAUUUGUGUUACAGAGAGCUGAGACUAAGGAACAAUACUGUAACCUGUUUUCUCCUUUUUAUAUGCCUGAAAAGUGAGGUUUCAAGGCAUAACAUACAUUAUAGAGCAUAAAAUGAUCAAACCAAUGAUUGAUAAUAAGGAAUGCAAUUUUGUGACGGCUACAUAAUCUGGAUCUUAAAUACUGUAUGUGAUGCAGAAAAAGAGUGCUGACCUCAAAAAGCAGUUUUUGUUCUUUGGCACCACGAUGAAGGCAGUUAUACUGUAUGAAAGGGACAAUAACCUGAUCCUAGAUCAGCACUUUGAAAUAUGCUAGAUAAAUCUGACUCCACAUGACACCUCUUGUACUUCUCUAGUCCUUCAUGCAAAAGAAUCAUAACCAUAUAAGUGUAUAAAAGCAGCUACCCAGAGAUGAUUAUUAAAGAACAAACAGAAAAAAAAGAGUGACAAGUAAAUGUGCUGCUGAAAAGGUGUACUGUAUGUAGCAAAGAGAGCAGGAGAGACAUAAUGCAUUGCUAAACUCUCAGUAUGGUGCCACGCGGGGAAGCUCAUGUUUACUUCACCUAAGACUAGGGAGCAGGAAAUUGUAGCGGCUUAGUAUUGAUCACAGGAAAGUGUCAAUCGAGGCACAGCUUUUAUUCCAGAAGCUGUCACUCCAUUAAACUCUGCCAUACAGACUGAUGGUGCACCCUGAGGUUUGCCCAUGUGGUGAAUUUGAGUAAUGUUAAAGCUAUGUGAUCAUUUAAAUGCUAUCUUUAAUUGCUAUUAUUAAAUACAAAAAUGUAUACUGCAGCACUGUUGAAUUAUCGAUUGGUCAGAAGGUGCUGAUUAAAUUUCUAGAACAGCUUGUUGUAAGGUUUAUGAUAAUGUUCUUGUUUUAUUACCUCAUCAUUUCUACAGUAACGACUUGCACAGAGACUUGUAUAGUGAAUGCUUACAUAAUCGUCAUUAAGGACACGUUUUUUAGUAUUUUUGGAAUGAGUCUGCAGUGUCAGUGCUUUGUAACAGUCAGAUGCAAAGCUGUAAUUUAGUUUUCAGACAUGGGGAAAGUCUUUGUGUUUUCUAGGUAACAUCACAAGCUGCAUUUAUUUUCUUACUAACUUAAAAAGAGAGAAAAGCAUAGAUAUUGAUGAGGGAACAACUAUUAAUAGCUGCUUUAAGUGUAACUAAGCAAUAACAGGAACUAACUUUUCUCACGGGCAUUACAUGUAAAACAUUAAAUGUAACUAAUAACAGGCAUGACGUUUUAUUCCUUAAUUAAUAAAAAUCGCAAUCACUGGAAAAUUGCUGUGGUAUAAGAGCAUUAAUAUUCACAUGCACAUGCUGGUAUUGGAAAAUAAUCUGCUACAGGGUGAUAACGGCUACAUCACACCACCUCAUCAUUGAUUAUUUACCAUUAACAGGAUGUCCCAAAUCGCUUUAUUCCUUACACACACACACACACACACACAGAAUGUACUGUACAGUAUAUGCCUGUAUAAUGCAUCCCUCUGAAACAAACAUCUGA
Messenger RNA from Pangasianodon hypophthalmus (striped catfish), 5468 nucleotides. RefSeq names its product putative transmembrane protein INAFM2. NCBI's taxonomy places the organism in Eukaryota, Metazoa, Chordata, Actinopteri, Siluriformes, Pangasiidae. The coding region runs from base 420 to 1019 and encodes 199 amino acids. The transcript has a single exon. The record is from RefSeq and is a predicted model, not a curated record.